Molecule: messenger RNA, 1087 nt
Organism: Fusarium graminearum PH-1
Lineage: Eukaryota; Fungi; Ascomycota; Sordariomycetes; Hypocreales; Nectriaceae
Exons: 2
Coding region: 149-793 (214 amino acids)
Source: RefSeq, a predicted model, not a curated record
CUCAACAAUUGCCCCUCGGAAGUCAAUUAAUCAACGACUUCUCAAUUAAAUACAAACCAACGCCUCUGGCGAAUGCGCGCAUAUCAACAAGUCCAAUUCAAACCCUCUCCCUCCAUCAAUCCCCUAAAAAAGGACACAAACCUUCAAAAUGGGCUUCCUCGAUUGGAACGACGGUGCCUCUGUCCUGUCAACCAGGACAUCAUCUCGUCGCCAUAAAUCUUCUCGCUCUCACAAGAAGCGCUCACGAUCAAACUCGAGCGAGCGUGGCCGCGGCUUCACAGAGUCCAUCUUUGGUGGUGGCGGUAGCAAGCACAAUGCCUCUCGCGCUUCAUUCUUUGGACUCGGAGGCGGCAACAGCAGCCGCUCCAGCUUCUUUGGAAACAAUCGCUCUUCUUACUACAAACGCUCCCCUCGUCAGGGCUUCGUCCAAAAGACCUACAAGCAGCUCAAGCGUCUCCUCCGCGAUCUCGUCCACUGGGCCAAGCGCCACCCCUGGAAGGUCUUCUUCAUGGUCAUCAUGCCCCUUGUCACCGGCGGAGCUCUGACUGCCCUCCUCGCACGCUUCGGCCUGCGCAUCCCGCCUGCCAUCGAGCGCAUGCUCGGCGUGGCCUCCAAGGCCGCCACGGGUGAUUCCUCCGGUCUUGUGGGCGAAGCUGUCCGCAUGGCCAGUGGCUUUGGCGGCAACACUUCUGUUCGUAUGGAGCGCGAUACGCACACAUUCAGCAGCGGAGGUGGUGAUGGUGGUGGCAGCACAUGGGGUGGUCUUGCUGGUAUGGCCAAAAAGUGGAUGUGAUGUGCUUUCUAUUUAAGCGAGCGAAGCGAGAUGGCGCCGUUACUUUGAAUUGGACUGGACUGGACUGGAUGGGAUUGGUAUGGGAUAUUGACUGACAUAAUUUGACGAGACGACACGCGUUUUGGGUCAUCGACUCCAGGCGUUUUGGGAACCAGAUUCCUUUUUAUUUAUUUCUUCUACUGGGAGGAUUUUGUGCUCACGUCGCCACUUCUACUUAUUUGGCCAUGAUUUUACAUAGAUACACUACAUACAUGCCGGCAUUCUUGAAUAAACUCACGACUUGAUGACCCCUGA